UGCACACCCCACUUUUUUUUUUUUGGGCCAACUCCCCCUCUGAUCUCACUUCCUCUGCGGGCGGGGCGCCGGGAACCCGGAUAGAAGAGGAAAACGCGCUAAAGGGCUCUUGGUGUUCAUCAUGGCCAGCAGCUACCCUAAGCCAGAGGAGAAGACUCUCCAGGCUCUGCAAGAUGUUGCUAACCGUCUUCGGAUUCACUCUAUCCGUGCUACCUGCGCCUCAAACUCCGGCCACCCCACAUCAUGCUGCAGUGCUGCAGAGAUCAUGUCUGUGCUCUUCUUUCAUACCAUGCGCUACAAACCAGCUGAUCCUGGCCAUCCCAGCAAUGAUCGCUUUGUGCUUUCCAAGGGCCAUGCUGCCCCUGUGCUCUAUGCCGCAUGGGCUGAGACUGGUUACAUCAAGGAGCCAGAGCUGCUGAAAUUGAGGAAAAUAGACUGUGACCUGGAAGGCCAUCCAACCCCAAGACUGCCUUUUGUGGAUGUAGCCACUGGCUCACUGGGACAGGGCCUGGGAGCUGCCUGCGGAAUGGCCUAUACAGGCAAAUACUUUGAUAAAGCCAGUUACCGAGUGUACUGCCUGCUGGGAGAUGGAGAGUCCUCAGAGGGCUCUGUGUGGGAAGCCCUGCAGUUUGGAGCCCACUAUGAAUUGGACAACCUGGUAGCUAUAUUUGAUGUCAACAGGCUGGGGCAAAGUGAAGCAGCACCCCUGUGCCACAACACUGAUGCCUAUCGCAAACGUUUUGAAGCUUUUGGGUGGAAUACAUAUGUUGUGGAUGGACAUCAUGUGGAGGAACUGUGCCGGGCCUUGUGGCAAGCAAGUCAGCAUAAGGGAAAGCCCACAGCAAUUGUGGCUAAGACUUUCAAAGGGCGAGGAAUCCCAGAUGUGGAGAAUGCUGACAAUUGGCAUGGAAAACCUAUGCCUAAGGACAAACUGGACUUCAUCAUCAACACUAUUCAGAGUCAAAUUCAGACUAAUAAAGUCUUGUCUAUCCAACCACCUGCUCAGGAUGUGCCACAGAUCAGCACUGGGUAUAUCAAGAUGCCUUCACCACCUGCCUACAGAAUUGGGGAGAAGGUGGCUACCCGCAAAGCCUAUGGCUCAGCCUUGACAAAGCUGGGAAAUGUUAACAGCCAUGUGGUAGUCUUGGAUGGCGACACGAAGAACUCUACUUUUGCUGAGAUUUUCAAACAAGCCCAUCCUGAACGCUUUAUAGAGUGCUAUAUUGCUGAGCAGAACAUGGUCAGUGUGGCUCUGGGGUGUGCCGCUAGGAACCGUGCUAUUGCAUUUGCCAGCACCUUUGGAGCCUUCUUUACCAGAGCAUUUGACCAUAUCCGGAUGGGUGCCAUCUCACAAACAAACAUUAAUCUUUGUGGCUCCCAUUGUGGAGUAUCUAUUGGUGAGGAUGGACCCUCACAGAUGGCCUUGGAAGAUAUUGCCAUGUUCCGAACCAUUCCAGGCUGUACUGUGUUCUAUCCAAGUGAUGCAGUUGCCACGGAACAUGCUGUUUGUCUGGCAGCAAAUGCCAAGGGUAUAUGCUUCAUUCGUACCAGCCGGCCAGAGACACCUAUCCUGUACUCGCAAGAAGAAAAGUUUGAGAUUGGCCAUGCCAAGAUUGUACGUAAGAGUGAUUCUGACAAGGUUACAGUUAUUGGAGCAGGUGUCACUCUUCAUGAGGCUCUUGCAGCUGCAGAUGAGCUGGCCAAACAAGGCAUCCAUAUCCGAGUAAUUGACCCCUUCACAAUCAAACCCUUGGAUGCUGACACCAUCAUCUCCAGUGCUAGAGCUACUGGGGGCCGUAUCAUCACUGUUGAGGAUCACUACAAAGAAGGAGGUAUAGGUGAAGCUGUGGCAGCAGCUGUCUCAGGAGAACCUGGCAUUUUAGUCCAGAGCCUGGCUGUGUCAGGGGUGCCCCGGAGUGGAAAACCAGCUUGCCUCCUAGAUAUGUUUGGGAUCAGUGCAAAGAGCAUCAUAGCAGCUGUGAAGAGCACCUUUGCCAAUUGAUAGUGUCUGGUUUGCAGAUGAUGGGAGGGAACACCGAGCUAUAAAAAUGAAUUUCUGAAGAGCAGAGAUGGCAACUGCUUGGUUUUCUGGUAGUGAAACUCAUAAAAUACUCCUUAUGAUUCCCAAACACUGCUUUCAAUUUUGACAAAUGCCACUAACAUUUCCUCAUUUGCAUUCUGAGUACAAGUGAAGCAUUAAAAAUGGACCAAGUUACAAUUUGUCCAUUCCCCAUUCAUCAUUAAGCCAUUCUGCUUAUUCAUAAACUACUUGCAGAUUACUGAAAACCUGGAAACUGUACAUGGACCAAAUAGUGUUUGUCUUACCUGAAUCUGCUGACACCUAUUCCUGUGCCUGUUCUGCCCUACUCGCCUUUCCUCUCUCAGGCCUGACAUUCCAGGGCCAUGUUGAGUAGAUUUUUCCUGGUUGUUUCCUACAGAAUGUAUUGAUACAUAAUUAGUUUUUGCCUGCAGAAGUGCAGCUGGCUCUCACAAAUGGCUGUGGCCUAACAUUCUUGUAAUAUUUACAUCACUGACAUAGUUGAAAUUGGUCAUAUUCAAUGUAACUUUUCCUGAAUGAUGUGUAGUGUAACUGCUGUUAACAGUUCAUUCAGCAAAUCAAUAAACAAGAAGUUUUCUUCAACUGUUA
Messenger RNA from Varanus komodoensis (Komodo dragon), 2647 nucleotides. RefSeq names its product transketolase like 1 (gene TKTL1). The coding region runs from base 122 to 2002 and encodes 626 amino acids. Gene Ontology annotation, molecular function: transketolase activity; thiamine pyrophosphate binding. NCBI's taxonomy places the organism in Eukaryota, Metazoa, Chordata, Lepidosauria, Squamata, Varanidae. The record is from RefSeq and is a predicted model, not a curated record. The transcript has 14 exons.